This is a messenger RNA of Photinus pyralis (common eastern firefly), 2445 nucleotides long. Its product is annotated as putative aldehyde dehydrogenase DhaS. NCBI's taxonomy places the organism in Eukaryota, Metazoa, Arthropoda, Insecta, Coleoptera, Lampyridae. Bases 633 to 2411 code for a protein of 592 amino acids. The record is from RefSeq and is a predicted model, not a curated record. The transcript is spliced from 11 exons. Gene Ontology annotation, molecular function: oxidoreductase activity, acting on the aldehyde or oxo group of donors, NAD or NADP as acceptor.
AUAUACGUGUUUGGACCUACCGUCACGAUUCACGAAACAAAAAAUAUUGUUAAUUUUAAUUAUUAUACCCUCGAUUAUAGGUACCUAUGUAUAAUUAAUUUUUUUGAGAAUCAUGAGCUGCUCAGUGUCCACGCAAAAUUAAUAAAUGCGGUUAUGCAAAGUACAGAGAUAAUUGUCUGAUAAGGUUUUAACCCAUGAACUACAACAGAUAUCCAUGUAUCAGAUUAAUCUGAAAUGGGGCAUGAGAAUGGAAGCAAGAGUAUUAAAAGUACCACUAUAAAACAGGUAUUUCGUACUAUGGAUUAUGGUACAAUAACUGAAAAUGUAAGCUCUGCCAAACGAUUUUUAAGGCAUGGUUGGAAGAUUUAGCUGCUAUAGGUGCAUAUAAACGUGAUAUUGUUUUAUCUUAUGGCAAAUCACUUCUUGUUCAUAGUAAAGGUUUGGACAUACCUAUACAAGUUAUUAGUCCAUUACCUGAAGAUGUCGAUGAAAUUGUGGCUGCCAACAAAUCUGAUUGGACUGGCAAGCAACGAUCAGUUCUUCUUUAUAAAUUGUCAAUUGAACUUGAGAACAACUCGUCACUGAUCUGCCAGUUAGAAGUUUUAAUACGAGGGAUUUUAUCAAAACAUGCAAUGUCCUCGCUGCAUUUACUAAUUGACCAUCUGAGAUUCUACUCUGGUUAUGCGGCUACAAAUGAAAAGAAAAUAGAAGGAGUUUCUUUAAGUGUUGUGUCUGACGAUGUUUUUCUUUCUGCUUUUGGAAACAUUUUGGGACCUGCGUUAGCUGCUGGUGGAGAUGUAAUUUUGCAAACUGAACCACGUAUUAGUGUUUUGGCUACACUCUUCAAACAAUUGGCUGAAAAAGUGGGGUUUCCUAAAAAUGCCAUACGACUGUUACCUGGUGAUGUAAAUUUAACUAAUUUACUUCAGAAUGAUAGCAUCGGUUUUAUUAACUGUUUUGGAAAAGUACUUGGAAAGACAUUUCCAAAUUUGGAGAGUUUGGUAAAAGCUCCUGUGAUUGCAGUGACAAAAACCAAGGGGCCAAUGAUUGUUUUCAAUAAUGCAGAUUUGGAGUCUGCAUCUGAUGCUGUCAUCAAUGCUGCUUGGGGUUCUGCAACUGUUCUACCGUGGAGUCUAAGCAUCGUGAUGGUACAAGAAGAUGUCUACGAAGUAUUUGUUAGUAAAUUGAACGAUCACUUAUCAAAAGUAAGAAUUGGGCCUGCAUAUGAGAAACUCGCGGAUGUGUCAUCUGUGCAUGAAUCCCAGCUGUUUAACAUACAAAAGGUUGUGGAAGAAGCCAAGGUGGUAGGGCUGCAGGUCCUUCAAAGUACCUCACAAAGUUCUCAAUUUCAAACUACUGUAAUACUAGGUGGAGAUGUGCUCAAGAAUGUUAGCUUGGAGCAAUCUGAUGUGGCUGUUGUAACUGUAAUAGCUUUUCGUCACAUUAACGAAGCCCUCAGUUUAUCAAACAAUUUCAAGUCUAAGAUGGGGGUGUCAGUUUGGACUGAAAACAUCGGUUUAGCGAAUGAGUUGGCUCAAAAGCUACAGUUUUCGAACGUUUGGAUUAACAGCUUUGCGAAAUUUUCCGCAUCGCAUUCCACGUAUCUUGACAAAAAUAGCGGUGUUGGUUACAUAGGUGGAGUAGAUGGUGCUUGUGAAUACUAUAAAAAUGGAUCGGAUCCUGAAAAAUUAACGUUCGAUAUUAGUGCCGCCCGAUCGUUCUAUCUGCAUGACAUUGACGGUUUUUAUGGAAAUCUUGUUGGGCGAAGUGUUUCAAGUGCUGUGGUUUCUUCAAAAAAAGGAUAUGACCUAUGGAAGAAGGGAAACAUAUCUGACCGAUUUCGAAUGCUCGCAAAUCUAUCGUUUGCGUUAGAAAGUAGGAAGGAAUUAAUAAGCAAAAAUACAGGAGUGCCCUGCUUCAUCUUAGAUUAUUGGGUCUCUACAACUUAUAAAUUGUAUGCACAGUUUGCAGAUGUUGGCCAAGUGGAACAUAAGGGUUCUCAUGUUAUAAGGACUUGUAGGGAACCAGUCGGUAUAAUUGUUAUUGAUGAAAGUAACAGCCUUUCCACUCUCUUCGACUGUGUGAUAGGUUCUUUACUUUUGGGCAACGCUGUCAUUGUUUUAAACCUUCAUGAAAAAUUAAUCGACUUUUACGCAGAGAUCUACCAAUUAUUAGCAACUGCAAAAUUUCCAUCUGGGGUUUUUAAUGUUAUCUUAAAUUGUCAGAAUGAUACGUUUGAUAGUCUCCUUUCAUUUGACGACUUAAAUACUUUCAUUACUUUUACUAGGCGUCCAAACAUGAAGAUUGGGAAUAUUAAACGAAUAUGCGAUGGUCGUAUGUCGUCUUCUUUAUUGUCAUAUGUAACCAAAACUAAAAAUGUCUGGAGCAGCAUUGGUCAUUCUGUUUUGUAAUUUUUUAUGAAUAAAGAUCAUUCAUUAUUUUGCU